Stylophora pistillata is the source of this 3550-nucleotide messenger RNA. Its product is annotated as phosphorylase b kinase regulatory subunit beta. The record is from RefSeq and is a predicted model, not a curated record. Gene Ontology annotation, molecular function: calmodulin binding. Gene Ontology annotation, cellular component: phosphorylase kinase complex. NCBI's taxonomy places the organism in Eukaryota, Metazoa, Cnidaria, Anthozoa, Scleractinia, Pocilloporidae. Gene Ontology annotation, biological process: glycogen metabolic process.
AUGGCGGAUGUACCAAUUCGCAAUCAAGAGGAUCGGAACCACAAACGAGAUAGAUAAUAGCUGAUAUGAGAGAUUCCAUUAGAGAUGGAUGAAGACGAAAGAAGGGGAAGACUGGAUAUUUAUUAUCAGCGAGUAACAAAACAAAUCCUCCAGUAUCAAAGUGCAAGCAUUGGACUGCUUCCUCUACACACAGCUAAUGUUCAGAAUGAGGAGAGUCACGUACGAGACAAUGUUUACUGCGCCAUGGGAGUGUGGGCGCUGGCGCUUGCCUACAGACACAUGGAUGACAGCAAAGGUCGUGCGUAUGAACUUCAGCAGGCUGCUGUGAAAUGCAUGAGAGGAAUCCUGUUCUGUUACAUGAGGCAGGCUGACAAGGUAGAACAAUUCAAGAAGAAUCAGUCAGCACAGCAUUCCCUUCAUGUCAAAUUUAAUGUGAACACUGGAGACACGAUUGCAUCAGUUUCAGAAUGGGCUCAUCUACAGAUUGAUGCUGUGUCUCUCUACCUUUUAACCCUGGUCCAAAUGACUGCAUCAGGACUACAGAUUAUUUACACAAGUGACGAGGUUAACUUUGUUCAGAAUCUUGUGUAUUACAUUGAGCGAGCUUACAGGACUCCAGAUUAUGGUAUGUGGGAGAGAGGAAGUAAAGAGAACAUAGGGCACAAGGAGCUUAAUGCGAGUUCUAUUGGCAUGGCAAAGGCAGCCUUAGAGGCUAUAAAUGGAUUUAAUAUUUAUGGAAUGCAGGGAACCUCGUCAUCAGUGAUCUAUGUUGAUCCAGAUGCUCAUAACAGAAACUACACCAUCAUGCAUUCUAUGCUGCCAGUAGCAUCCUCAUCUAAGGUGACAGAUGCAUCCUUGUUAACGAUCACUGGCUUUCCUGCUUUUGCUGUUGGCGAUGAUUCCUUGCGCCACCAAACAAAAGAAAUGGUUUUGGAAUCUUUGGAGGGAACCUAUGGAUUAAAGCGAUUCUUACGUGAUGGUUAUAAAACUGUUCUGGAAGAUAAAAAUCGCAGAUAUUACGAGAAGAGAGAAUUACAGAUAUUUGAUGGAAUCGAAAACGAAUGGCCAAUCUUCUUUAUCUACCUCGCUCUAGAUGCCAUGUUUAAGAAUGAUAGGGAAAUUGCAGAGAAGUACGUCAAGAAACUGCAAGAUGAGUUGCUUAUAAGCACCGAUACUGACGAAUUUAUCCCACAUUAUUACUAUGUGCCGAAAAUGUACCUUGACGCAGAACGGGAAACACCACAUUCCCAGGUUCGACUGCCAAGCCAGGAAGAUGGAGAUCUCUUUCUUUGGGGACAGUCGCUUCUGAUCAUAAUGAAUCUGAUAAAUGAUGGCCUGUUGGACGUGAACGAGAUCGAUCCCAUAGGGAGGCACUUGUCUCACUCGGCCAAAAAUCGCUACGGUCACAGCAGUUAUAGAUAUUCUUCAUUUAAGGUUGCUGACUUAGAUUUGGUUGUUCAAGUCUCCCUGAUCGCGGAAAGCAGAAACUUGCAGGCUUCUUUGGCAACAUUCGGCAUUGAGACGCAGACACCGCAACAGAUUGAGCCAAUACAGAUAUGGCCGCCGUCAGAACUGGUGAAGGCGUACAAACGCCUUGGUGUCAAUCGUAAACUAGGGUUGACUGGUCGACCGACGAGGCCCAUAGGAAGUCUGGGAACCAGUAAGAUUUACCGUAUCAUGGGCAAAACAGUGGUAACAUAUCCUAAGCUGCUGGAUGAAACUGAUUUUUACAUGGCUCUGGACAUGUCUCUUCUUAUUGACGAAAUAAAGACGAAUUUAGCCUUAGUGCGGAACAACUGGAAUAUGAAAGGAAGACCAACGUUGUGUCUUUUACUGCGAGAAAAGAACUUACGAGGAAAGCAAUUUCAAGAGACUCUUGAACUGUUAGCUUCAUUCAAAAGAGGACUCUGUGGAGGAGUGAAAGUCAAACUCGGCAGACUCCAGACAAUGGUCUCUACUGCUGCUAUUGAUCAUCUGGACUUUCUUCAAGCUGAAAGCGAUGUCAGCAGUGAGUUGAACGACACCGACGGAGGUCUGGACCAAGCACGUGUCAAGGAGAAGGAAGGUGAAGAUUCCAAUCCCCCUACGCCCGCCUCGUCUGAGGGGCAUAGAAUGAGUCGCACUGUACGGAUGAGUCGCUCCAUGACAGUGAGUGUUGAGGAUGAAGAUCAUCAAGUUGAUGAGGCGGAUGGAAACUCCAGAGAUCUGGUAACUAAGUCACGUGAAGCGCUGCUGGCUGAACUUCAAGACAAGCCAAGCGUCGACAGGCAGAUGAUGAUAUUACAAGAGCUGGUGAAACGAGAAGGGGAAGAUUUCCAAACCCCUGAUGGUUCACUCAAAGACAUGGUCGAUCUGCUCUAUCAGAAGGCUGCUUACGAUCGUAAAUGGUCAGCAGUGAGACGGGGAGCUGGAGUGCUCAAAAAAUUAGUUGACAGUCUUGCGCCCGGAAUCACGACAAUCCUAGUCAGCGGUAAAGUGGUGACCAUUGGUGUGUUCGGACACGAAGAGAAAGUCAUAUACGAACCGCUUACACCUGCAGCUAUUCAGAAAAUCCUGUAUUCUUUCUGUUCUCCUCAUGACGUCAGAGAGGCAGUACUACAGCAAGAGAUGGUUCUCUAUUUGGCUGCAUUUGUAGCCACUAUGCCAACAGUUUUUGAAGGAAUGCUCAAGAUAAGAAUAGGGUGGAUUAUCGAAGCAAUGAAACAAAGGUUGGCCAGCAAAGGACUUGGGUCUCUGUACGCUAAAUCUCCAAGCGAUGUGAAGGAGCUGCUUAAGAUUGUCCUUACUUCCAAAGGAAAACUCCACGGACAAGACAUCGCACCAAGGACUCCCUUACAGAACCGGCAGCUGGAUGGUGCAGUGCAUCGAGUUCCACCAGGGUUUUAUGACAAAGUAUGGAUUAUACUGUUCAAGGCCCCCGAGGGAAUUAAAGUUUCUAAUCAUACAUUAGCACAGCUUCCUACAAUAGCAGAUAUGACAAACCGUGAAAGGAAUUUUCAGUUGAAGGUAGAAGAACUAUUGAGCGACAUAUCAAACCCGGAAUACAGACAGACAGUUGUGGAGCUACUGGUUGUGCUUUCCACGAUACUUGAACGAAACCCAGAAGUGGAGUUGAGUCAGUGCAUCAAUUUAGACGAGCUUGUGGACGAAGCCCUUGAACUCUUUGCUAGUGAAUUGGGUUCAGGAAAUGAUCAGAAAACUAGAGGCCAAUUUUACAACACACCUCGCGACGGACAGGGAGGCACCACGACUUACCUGACAAGGGCCGUCGUCAACAAGCUCCUGAAAGGGAACGCGUGUGUCUCAUCGAACUGCUACGUGAGCUGAGGAGUGAAGGCCCAGUUGGUGUCCUAUCAUAAGGUUUGGUCGGACAAAGUGAAGCCCUGAUCAUAUAAGGCAAGUCUGGCCUUAUAUGAAUGACAUAAGAACCUUCCAACACGCUGGAGGUUGGAUUUUGUCUAGAUUCGCAUCGUCCAAUAAAAUCUAGCUUUCUGAUUGGUUUACGAAAUAAGGUAUUCAGCGUGGAAUUGCGAGUUGAAAACUAGGCUAU